Molecule: messenger RNA, 660 nt
Organism: Hemisphaericaspora subhashii
Lineage: Eukaryota; Fungi; Ascomycota; Pichiomycetes; Serinales; Debaryomycetaceae
Gene: HIS3
Product: imidazoleglycerol-phosphate dehydratase
Exons: 1
Coding region: 1-660 (219 amino acids)
Biological process (GO): L-histidine biosynthetic process
Molecular function (GO): imidazoleglycerol-phosphate dehydratase activity
Source: RefSeq, a predicted model, not a curated record
AUGUCCAGGUCUACUACUAUUAAAAGAAUAACCAACGAAACCAAGAUUCAAAUAGCACUUAGUCUCGAUGGAGGUGAAAUAUCACUUGAAGAAUCAAUCUUCCCGAAAGAAAAACAUGAUGAACAUGCUAAACAAUUAUCAGGAAAUCAAUUAAUUAAUGUUCAAACCGGGGUGGGAUUCUUAGAUCAUAUGUUACAUGCUUUAGCUAAACAUUCAGGAUGGUCAUUAAUUAUUGAAUGUAUAGGUGAUUUACAUAUUGACGAUCAUCAUACUUCCGAAGAUGUUGGUAUUGCAUUGGGUAUGGCUUUUAAUAAAGCUCUUGGACCAAUUAAGGGGGUUAAACGAUUUGGUAGUGGGUUUGCUCCAUUAGAUGAAGCAUUAAGUAGAGCUGUUGUUGAUUUAAGUAAUAGACCAUAUGCUGUUAUUGAUUUAGGAUUAAAAAGAGAAAAGAUUGGAGAUUUAUCAUGUGAAAUGAUUCCUCAUGUUUUAGAAAGUUUUGCUCAAGCUGCUUCUAUUACAAUUCAUGUUGAUUGUUUAAGAGGGUUCAAUGAUCAUCAUAGAGCCGAAAGUGCAUUUAAAGCUUUAGCUAUUGCUAUUAAAGAAGCUAUCUCAAAGACUGGAAAAGAUGAUGUUCCUUCUACUAAAGGUGUCUUAUCUUGA